AUGAAUGAAAAAAGGGCAAAAGGAUUAUGUUAUUUCUGCAAUGAAAAGUAUGUACCAGGCCAUAGAUGUAAUAAUUCUAAACAGUUGUACAUAUUGGAACUGGAGGAGAUAGAGGAAGGGCCUUAUACAGGGGAAGUGCAGGAGUUAGAAAUUCAAGUUGAAGGAAUAAACCUAUUGGAAUCAUCUCAAGGUAUGGAACAAAUGGAAAUUUCCAUCCAUGCUCUGAAUGGUUCAUUGGGUUACAGAACUCUUAAGGUUACUGGUUAUCAUGCAAAGAAGGCCCUAAGUAUAUUGAUUGAUACUGGUAGCUCACAUAAUUUCAUAGAUCCUGAAUUGGUCAAACACCUAGGGUGUAAAAUUCAAUCUACUAAACCUCAAUUAGUAGCUGCAGCUAAUGGGAACAUGAUGGUAGAUAGAGUAUGUACAAUCACUUGGCUACUACAAGGUGCUGAGUUUUCAGCAAAGUUUUUACUGUUACCUUUGGGCUCAUGUGGAGUAGUGUUGGGAGUGCAAUGGCUACUAACACUGGGGGAUAUAAAAAUGAACUUUAGGAAGUUAACCAUGGAGUUUUGGUAUAAAGGCAGAAAACACCUUCUUAGAGGUGCUGGCAAUCAAGUGAGGGUGCAGGAAGCUGAGAAAUUAGCCAAACAUACAGGAGAUAUGUCUCAAUUGUGUAUGAUUCAAGUGGUGCCUAUGGGGGAGACAGAAGAUCAAUGGCAUGCCAUUAAAACUGAUGAGGACCCUGUGAUAAAUGAUGGUAUAACUCAAUUGCUCAAGGAAUAUUCUGCAUUAUUUGAAGAACCUACUGGAUUACCUCCUUCUAGGGGUAUCUUUGAUCAUAGGAUUGUACUACAAAAUGGUACUGAACCUGUGAAUAAAAGGCCUUAUAGGUAUCCUUCAGUCAAAAAGGAUAUUAUUGAGGGUCUUGUGCAGCAGAUAUUAGAUCAAGGCAUUAUUCAACCUAGUUGCAGCCCUUUUGCAUCACCAGUAGUACUUGUGGGAAAAAAAGAUGGAUCAUGGAGGUUAUGUGUUGAUUAUAGAGAUCUUAAUAAGCACAUUGUGAAGAAUAAAUUUCCUAUUCCUAUUGUGGAAGAUCAAUUAGAUGAGCUUGGAGGAUCUAAGGUCUUUUCUAAAAUAGACUUAAGAUCUGGAUAUCACCAACUCAGAAUGGCAAAGGAAGAUGUGCCUAAGACUGCCUUUAGAACUCAUUCUGGUCAUUUUGAAUACCUGGUUAUGCCAUUUGGACUAUCAAAUGCUCCUGCAACUUUUCAAGGAUUAAUGAAUUCUGUUUUUUAG
Messenger RNA from Nicotiana attenuata, 1296 nucleotides. RefSeq lists its product as uncharacterized. The transcript has a single exon. Lineage: Eukaryota; Viridiplantae; Streptophyta; Magnoliopsida; Solanales; Solanaceae. Bases 1 to 1296 code for a protein of 431 amino acids. The record is from RefSeq and is a predicted model, not a curated record.